UACUGCACGACUAUAUCAAACUUGAAAAUCAACAUCAAGAAGUUCGAAGUUCCAGUUAAGAAGUGAAGAAUGAAGCUGCAUCUUGUGCUCUUUGCGACGGCAGUACUAGCUGCCAGUGCAGUGCAUGCAAGGUUCACUCUGAAAGAUGAUGUGUUCCAGAAAAUUGCCCUGAUGCAAGAUGAGUCGGAGGGAGAUGACGUUAGUGGAGGUGUGGUGGCAUCUCCGACUAAUGGAACUCUUCAGAGUAUCUUACAAGAGCUGAACUUAAACAAAAGGGUGCGUAGGGGGACUGGUUGCUAUGCCGCUGGACCAUAUGGAGGUGGUGGUGGUGGUGGUUUCCAUGAGCUCAUUGACAACUGCCAAUCUCUUGUCAAACGAAUCAUUGUCCGUUCUGGAAGUCUAGUGGAUUCUAUUGAGGUGACGUAUCAGCUCUCCAAUGGCCAAUUACACUACGGUGGACACCGCGGAGGGCACGGUGGAGGGGCACAUGUUGUGGAUAUUAAUAUUAAUGGUGGUGAGAGAAUUAUCAGUGUUUUCGGUCAAAGUGGAAGUCUACUUGAUAAUAUCGGUUUUGCUACAAACCAUGGCAGAAUUUUUGGACCAUACGGUGGAACUGGUGGUGGUAGGUUUACUGUUAACAACUGCGUCCUUCGUGGGUUUUUCGGACGAUCUGGUAGUCUGAUUGAUAGCAUUGGGUUCUACUGUGGAAGUAUUUGAAACGAAGAUUAACUCUGACAUUCUUAUAGGCCUAGCCUUAUAGAGAACAUGUAAUGUAUAUUAGCUAAAUCAUUCGCAAACUAUGUCAUGAGAUUGUAUACGUAACAUUGUACACAUGCAAGUCAUGUGCAUGUGACAUGCACAUUAACAGCAUGCAUAAAAGCAGAAGGUACGUAUAUAAACAUACAGGCAAAAUACUCAUCUAUUUAUGAACCCUAAACAUGCAAUUAAGAUAAUAGGUCGGUGAAGGACACUUUAAACUAAAUAGCCGGUAGCAAUUACUAAAUGUAAAUUCUUUCAUUUGAAAGUUAGGGGACAAUACAAUUUAGGGGAAAGUACAGCAACUUGUGAAACGGUAUAUAAAAAAGACAAGACAAUUUCAGAUUUAUUCAGUCUGCACAGCUUGAUCUCAAACUCUGCCGGAAUAAGAAUGAAGCUUGGUGCUGUAGUCUUGGUGACUGCAGUUCUAGCUGCAACCACAGUGAAUGGUCACCUGCCCCUGAGUGUACAAAAGGCCCUGGAGCGAUUCUCUUCGAAGCAGACAGAGUUUGUGGAGGAUACUGAAAUUGCUGCUACUGCCUCAAACGCAACUAUCGAUAGCAUUCUAAGUGAACUGAACAUAAACAGAAGGAAGCGUCAGAGCACUGGCUGUUUUCCAACAGGUCUCUACGGUGGUAAAGGGGGUGGUGCUUUCCAUGAGCUGCCCGACGAUUGCCAAGCAACUAUCAAAAAGAUCGUGCUUCGUACGGGAUCACUUGUUGAUUCCAUCCAGGUGACUUAUCGACUCUCAAAUGGAAAAGAUUACACUGCUGGUUACUAUGGCGGCAAAGGAGGAGGAAAGAAUGUCAUAAAUGUCAACAUCGAAAAAGGAGAGAAAAUAAUCGGAGCAUUCGGAAAAACGGGGCGUUUGGUUGAUAAUAUCGGCUUUUUCACAAACAAGGGAAAAGUGUUUGGGCCAUAUGGUGGGAAAGGAGGCGGUGACUUCACUGUGCACCUGUGUUCCAUUCGUGGUAUUUUCGGACGAGUUGGUUCGCUGGUGGAUAGUAUUGGAUUCUAUUGCGGAAAACUCUCGUGCUAAACUCACAAUAUACUGGAAUGUAAAACUUUAGGUAUAUACAUGUAGUUUUUUAGAGUUAGUUUGCAUGUAUACAAAUAGAACUACAACAUUCUAGUACCAUAUUAGUGAUAUAGAUGGCAAUUUUCAAAGAAUCUUUUUACGAAAA
Molecule: messenger RNA, 1940 nt
Organism: Halichondria panicea
Lineage: Eukaryota; Metazoa; Porifera; Demospongiae; Suberitida; Halichondriidae
Exons: 3
Coding region: 1148-1795 (215 amino acids)
Source: RefSeq, a predicted model, not a curated record